AUGUGUAACCUAGGCCUGGGCGAGGACUUGAACCAGAAUGUGGUCAUAUCAUUUCAGGGUCUGCCGACAUUUGGGGACGUGUCUGUCAAUUUUACUCGGGAGGAGUGGGAAUGGCUGAACGAUGCUCAGAGAGACUUGUACCGGAAGGUGACCUUGGACAACUACAGGAGCCUGGAGUCCCUGGGCAUCCCUAUUUUCAAGCCAGCUGUGGUCUCAUUACUGGAACAAGGAAAAGACCCCUGGACGGUGCAGAAGGAGGGAGCAAGAGACACAUGUCCUGAUUGGGAGUAUGUAUUCAAAGGCACCGAAUUUUCAUCAAAGCAAGAUAUUUAUGAAGACUCUGCCAAAGUCCUAACAGUGCGAAGAAGCCAUCUCAGUCACAGACCUGAGUGCCCCAAUUGGAAAGAAGACCGUGAAAGAGAAGAACGCUUUAAGAACAAGUUGGGAGGUCAGGAGGUCCAUUCCCACCCACUGCUCAUCACUCAUAAAGAAGUCCAUGAAGAGCAAAGCAGUGGGUGUCACCCAUCUUGGCAAACACUCCAUCAGGAUGCAAUACUGGAUAGGCCACCAAGUUUCCCUACCAAAGAAAGAAUCCAUCAGUGUGAGCCGCGAAAGAGGAGCUACCGGAAAAACUCGGUGGGCUUGAAACAUAAGAAGGCCCAUGCAGGAAAGAGAAUCCUGAAGUGUACUGACUGCGAAAAAGUCUUUAACCAGAGCUCAUCCCUGACCCUCCAUCAGAGAACUCACACUGGGGAGAAACCCUACGCGUGCGUCGAAUGUGGCAAAGCCUUCAGCCAGAGCGCAAACCUAGCUCAGCACAAGCGAAUCCACAGCGGGGAGAAACCUUACGAGUGUAAACAGUGUAGGAAGGCCUUCAGCCAGAACGCACAUCUUGUGCAGCAUCAGAGAGUUCACACCGGGGAGAAGCCUUAUCAGUGCAAAGAGUGUAAAAAAGCCUUCAGCCAGAUUGCACACUUGACUCAGCAUCAAAGGAUUCAUACUGGGGAGAGGCCUUUCGAAUGCAUCGAAUGUGGAAAAGCUUUCAGUAACGGUUCGUUUCUCGCUCAGCAUCAGAGGAUCCACACCGGAGAGAAACCUUACACGUGCAACGUGUGUGGGAAGGCUUUUAGUCACCGUGGAUACCUUAUCGUACACCAGAGAAUCCACACCGGGGAGAGACCCUACGAGUGUAAAGAGUGUCGGAAAUCCUUCAGCCAGUACGCACACCUGUCUCAACAUCAGAGAGUCCAUACUGGAGAAAAACCUUAUGAAUGUAAAGUCUGUGGGAAAGCCUUCAGCCAGAUGGCUUACCUCGAUCAGCACCAGCGGGUUCACACCGGAGAGAAGCCCUACGAGUGUGCCGAGUGCAAAAAGGCCUUCAGCAACAACUCGUCCCUUACACAGCAUCAGAGAAGUCACACCGGAGAGAAACCCUACACGUGUAAGGAGUGCAGGAAAACAUUCAGCCAAAAUGCAGGCCUUGCUCAACAUCAAAGAAUUCACACUGGAGAGAAGCCUUACGAAUGCAAUAUCUGUGGGAAGGCCUUUAGUUACAGUGGAUCUCUCACUCUGCAUCAGAGGAUUCACACCGGAGAGAGACCUUACGAGUGUAAAGACUGCAGGAAGUCUUUCAGGCAGCGUGCGCACCUUGCUCAUCACGAGAAAGUCCAUACUAUGGAGUCGUUCUUGUCCCUUUCCUCUCCGUCACCCUCUGCAUCCAGGCAGUUGCCAAGAGCUGUAGGUUUGAUCUCUUCACUGUGACCCAAAUCUGACCCAUUAGAAAGAACCGUUUAGCCAGGCGGCGGUGGCCCACGCCUUUAAUCCCAGCACUCGGGAGGCAGAGGCAGGAGGAUCGCUGUGAGUUCGAGGCCAGCCUGGUCUACAAAGCGAGUCCAGGACAGUCAAGGCUACAUAGAGAGACCCUGUCUUGGAGAGAGAGA
This is a messenger RNA of Acomys russatus (golden spiny mouse), 1940 nucleotides long. Its product is annotated as zinc finger protein 583. Gene Ontology annotation, molecular function: DNA-binding transcription factor activity; RNA polymerase II cis-regulatory region sequence-specific DNA binding. Gene Ontology annotation, biological process: regulation of transcription by RNA polymerase II. The transcript is spliced from 3 exons. The record is from RefSeq and is a predicted model, not a curated record. Bases 1 to 1761 code for a protein of 586 amino acids. Lineage: Eukaryota; Metazoa; Chordata; Mammalia; Rodentia; Muridae.